AUGAGUAUGCCUUAUCAAUAGACAGGAAAUCAAAUAGAUUAUUAAGAAAUCAAGUAAACUAAGGCUGAUUUAAAGGCAGAAGUACACUUCAUAGGAUAGAUUGUGGGUGGUCUUGAUUUUCAAACAGAUGAUGGAUUAUUUUGUGAAUUGGCUAUAGAUUGUGGAGAUGGAUGGGACUUAUUGCAACCAGGAAACAAUAAAGGAAUUCAAACUCAAACAAGUUAUGCAAAUCCAGGAUAAUUAUUCUCUUGGGGUCACCCAUUUGAUUUGCACUUUUCAGUAUCAAAUAUAAUUGGAUGGCCUAAAGCUUUAUUAAAAGUGUGGAGAUUAGACUCAUCAAAUAAAAUAGAUGCUUGUAGUUAUGGUACUGCAUUAUUUCCAAGAAGUGCUGGUUAUCAUUAGAUUACAUGUGAAACAUGGACUCCAACUGGAGAGAAUUUAGAUCUUGAAGUAAGAAAACCUAAUGAAGAUUUGGCAACUAAUACAGAUUAAUUCUCAAAAUUUGAUCGAUCCUUAGACUGGAGAUUUUAGGCCUUGUCCUUUUACAUGGAAAAUCUGCCUAGACUGACCACGUUGGCACCAUUAACAACUGAUAAGGGAGACUUUGCAAGGAGAAAGAUUUUAAAUAGUAUUUCAAACGGAAGAGUAAUAAUUGAAGUUGAGGUGGUAAUGAAGAACUUUAAAAGACUGAGCUUUUCAGGAUAAUGAAUUUUAUUGUGAUUUUGAGAGUUCUUAUGUUUAAUUUUAUUUUACUUAAAAAUUA
This is a messenger RNA of Paramecium tetraurelia, 763 nucleotides long. RefSeq lists its product as uncharacterized. The record is from RefSeq and is a predicted model, not a curated record. The transcript has 3 exons. Gene Ontology annotation, cellular component: MKS complex. Gene Ontology annotation, biological process: cilium assembly. NCBI's taxonomy places the organism in Eukaryota, Ciliophora, Oligohymenophorea, Peniculida, Parameciidae.